CUCCCCAAGACCCCGUGGGAGAGGACAGCCCGUCCAUCACUGCCACCGAGGACCUACAGACCCUGCGAGGAGCAGCAUGGGCCAGUGCAACUGCCGCAAGAAGCGCAAGGACUGCCAGGAGCUCACGGACGUGGAACGGGCCAUUGAGACCGUCAUCAACCAGUUCCACUGCUACGCAGUGAAGGGGCAGAAGGAGUAUCUGACACCCAACGAGAUGCAGGAGUUGGUGGUACAGAAGCUGCCCCACUUGGGGAAGUGUGUGGGACCGCUGGAAGAGAAGAUCGAAUGCAUGGGAGACCCUGACGAGGCCAAGCUGGAGUUUGGAGAGUACUGGGACAUGAUGGGGGACGCAGCCAAGGGCUGCAGGAGGAAGUAGAGGGUGGAGGGGGAUGGGAAGGCACCCGAGGCCUCAGGCUCUGCACCGAGAAGCGCGAGAGACUGCUGGUCCCGGUGGGAUGCGCCUGGGAAAACGCAGCGUUGCUCCUGCCGGGGCUCGUCUCCUCCCCAUGUCCCCGGCCAGGGAGGAGGGAUCCCCCUCCCCAGCUCCAUCCCUGCCCUCUCUCAGCUCUCCCUCCUGUCAGGAAAUCUUCCUUCCCAUCCCCAGCUCUGGCCCGUGCCGCGAAGGAAGUGGCAAGGGGGUUCCUGGCCCUGGAGUCACCUUUCUCCGUCCUUUGCUCUCUAGAGCCUUUAACCCUGAGGUUGCAGGUCCCCCAACCCCAGAACAUCACAGCGAGAGGGACUCAGCUCCUUUCCCCUGAAAGCCCUUGGCUGUGUGGGCUCAUCCUCCCAUGGGAGCCUCUUUUGCCACAGUUCUGCCUCGUGCUUUGAGUACCUUCAGGGGCAUCCCAGCCUCUGGGCCACCAGCACUGUCUCUGUGCAUGGCCUGGGUGUGUUCCCUGCUCUUCCCCCGGUGCAGGGAUCACGGUGCCCAGGUUUUGGGGUGCUAUGCUGGGAUGUGCCACCUGUACAGUGCUUCCCCACUUGCCCUUCUCCAGGGAUGCUGGCCCCCUGGCCGGCGGGUGGGCUCGGGGCUGGGCUGGUGGUGGGUUGGGAUCAGCUUGUGUCACUUGCAACCAUUUUUGUAUAAAUUA
Messenger RNA from Colius striatus (speckled mousebird), 1091 nucleotides. RefSeq names its product S100 calcium binding protein A14 (gene S100A14). Gene Ontology annotation, biological process: response to lipopolysaccharide; toll-like receptor 4 signaling pathway; positive regulation of granulocyte chemotaxis. Gene Ontology annotation, cellular component: perinuclear region of cytoplasm. The transcript has 3 exons. Gene Ontology annotation, molecular function: chemokine receptor binding. The record is from RefSeq and is a predicted model, not a curated record. Lineage: Eukaryota; Metazoa; Chordata; Aves; Coliiformes; Coliidae. The coding region runs from base 77 to 376 and encodes 99 amino acids.